Molecule: messenger RNA, 3100 nt
Organism: Drosophila ananassae
Lineage: Eukaryota; Metazoa; Arthropoda; Insecta; Diptera; Drosophilidae
Exons: 5
Coding region: 45-3053 (1002 amino acids)
Biological process (GO): lipid metabolic process
Molecular function (GO): lipase activity
Source: RefSeq, a predicted model, not a curated record
GGCUUCCAAGUUGACCAACCAUCAGUUGUGGGUUCUACUACAAUAUGAAGACUUUUGUUCUUUUGGCAUUCGUGGCUCUGGCCGCUUCCGCUUAUGCUCUGGAGGAAUCCGAGCGCGUCAAUGGGGAGAACGGCUGGUACGUUCCCCAGCAGGACGGUUCCUUCGAGUGGGUAGACAUGGAUGUUGCCGAGGAGUGGAUGGACGCCCAAGAGCGCAUGGAGGAUCGCGGCCUGACCACCGUGCCCGUUAACUUCUACCUGUACACCAAAUCCAACCCCACCAAGGGCAAGAGCAUCAAGGCCACCGCCAAGUCGAUCGACGCCUCCAACUUCAAUGCCGAUCAUCCCACUCGCUUCGUGAUCCAUGGCUGGACCCAGAGCUACGUGAACAGCAUGAACAAGGACAUCCGCGACGCCUGGCUGUCUAAGGGUGACUACAACAUUAUUGUCGUUGACUGGGCCCGUGCACGUUCCGUCGACUACGCCACCUCCGUGAUGGCCGUCGCCAAGACCGGCAAGAAGGUGGCUGCCAUGGCGAACUUCCUGAAGGAUUACCGCGGCAUGUCCUUCGACAACUUGUACUUCAUUGGCCACAGCCUGGGCGCCCAUGUGGCCGGAUAUGCUGGCAAGAACGCUGACGGCCAGGUGCACACCAUUGUGGGUCUGGACCCCGCCCUGCCCCUCUUCAGCUACAACAAGCCCAACAAGCGCCUCAACUCCGAUGACGCUUGGUACGUGGAGUCGAUCCAGACCAACGGCGGAACCCUUGGAUUCCUGAAGCCCAUCGGCAAGGGUGCCUUCUACCCCAACGGCGGCAAGUCCCAACCCGGCUGCAUCGCUGAUGUGACUGGAGCCUGCUCCCACGGCCGCUCCACCACCUACUAUGCCGAGGCCGUCGCCCAGGACAACUUUGGAACAAUCAAGUGCAACGACUACGAGAACGCCGUGGCCAAGGAAUGCGGUAGCACCUACAGCUCCGUCCGCAUGGGAGCUGACACCAAUGCCUACAUGGUCGCCGGUGACUUCUAUGUGCCCGUGAACAGCAAGGCCCCCUUCGGCAUGAUUAACUGCCGGAACAACUGGCCCUCAACAUCACAAUUGGAUCGGACCACCAAUAUGAAAGUCUUUAUUGUUUUAGCCGCUCUGCUGGCCGCUGUGAGCGCCGUGCCCAUCGAGGAGCGUGUCAAUGGCGAGAACGGCUGGUACGUUCCCCAGGCCGAUGGCAGCUUCGAGUGGAUGACCACCAAGGACGCCGAGGAAAUGCUGAACAAUGCCGCCCAGAUCGAGGGACGCAUCAGCACCAACGCCGUCAACUUCUACCUCUACACCAAGUCCAACCCCACCGAUGGCAAGAAGAUCGAGUCAAAGGCCAGCUCCAUUGAGGGAUCGCACUUCAACAAGGACCAUGGCACCCGCUUCGUUAUCCACGGCUGGACCCAGAAGUACACCGACGACAUGAACACCCGCAUUACCAAGGCCUGGCUCUCCAAGGGCGACUACAACGUCAUUGUGGUCGACUGGUCCCGUGCUCGUUCCGUAGACUACGCAUCCUCCGUCCUGGCUGUUCCCGGAGCCGGAGCUAAGGUUGGUGAGAUGAUCAAGUACCUGCACGAACACCAUGGCCUCUCCCUGGACAGCCUGGAGGUGAUUGGCCACAGCCUGGGUGCCCAUGUUGCCGGCUACGCUGGAAAGACCGUCGGAGACCGUCGCAUCCACACCAUCGUGGGUUUGGACCCUGCCCUGCCCCUCUUCAGCUACGACAAGCCCGCCAAGCGCCUCUCCACCGAUGACGCCCACUACGUCGAGUCUAUCCAGACCAACGGCGGCAAGCUGGGAUUCCUGAAGCCCAUCGGCAAGGGUGCCUUCUACCCCAACGGCGGCAAGAAGCAGCCCGGCUGCGGCCUGGAUGCCACCGGAUCCUGCUCCCACGGUCGCUCCGUUCUCUACUACGCCGAGGCCAUCACCGAGGACAACUUCGGAACCAUCAAGUGCUCCGACUACGAGGACGCUGUGUCCAAGAAGUGCGGCAGCACCUACAGCUCCGUCCGCAUGGGAGCCAUCACCAAUGCCUACAUGGUCGAUGUGUUUGCUGUGCCUGUCGAAGAGCGUGUUAAUGGCGAAAAUGGAUGGUUUGUUCCGAAGGACGAUGGUAGUUUGGAAUGGAUGGAUACGAAACGGGCUGAGGAGCUCAUGCUGAGAAGCAGUUCGGUCGAAGGUCGUUCUAACGAUGUGACCUUUUAUUUGUACACCAAGGAUAACCCUACUGAGGGCAAGGAAAUCAGAGCCGAAAAAGCCUCCGUCGAUGACUCGCACUUUAAUAAGAACCAUGGCACCCGAUUUGUGAUACACGGAUGGAAGGGUCGCUACACGGACAGCAUGAACAAGAAGAUCACCAAGGCCUGGCUUUCCCGAGGCGACUAUAACGUGAUUGUGGUUAACUGGGCUCGCGCCAUAUCGGUGGAGUACGCCACCUCGGUGAUGGCUGUUCCCGGAGCCGGAGCCAAGGUUGGCGAGAUGAUCAAGUAUCUGCACGAGCACCACGACAUGUCCCUGGACACUCUGGAGGUGAUUGGUCACAGCCUGGGCUCCCAUGUGGCUGGCUAUGCUGGCAAGACGGUUGGCGACAAAAGGGUUCACACCAUUAUCGGCCUGGAUCCGGCAAUGCCACUGUUCAGCUACGACCAGCCCAACAAGCGACUCUCCACCGAGGACGCCUUCUACGUGGAGUCCAUCCAGACGAACGGAGGCCGGCUGGGAUUCCUGAAGCCCAUCGGCAAGGGUGCGUUCUACCCGAACGGCGGCAAAACACAGCCCGGCUGCUCCUCCACCGACAAUUCCUGCUCCCACCAGCGGUCCGUGACCUAUUACGUGGAAGCUGUCACCCAGGACAACUUCGGGACCAUCAAGUGCAAGGACUACGAGGCGGCGGUGGCCAAGGAGUGUGGAAGUACCUACAGCAGUGUGCGCAUGGGGGCCGACACUAAUGCCUACAUGGUCGAGGGGGACUUCUAUGUGCCGGUGAAUGAUAAAGCUCCAUUCGGCAAGAUUGAAUAGAAAACGAAGAAAGAAUAAUAAAUAAUAUAAAUGCAGAGAUACUAUGU